Messenger RNA from Cinara cedri, 680 nucleotides. NCBI's taxonomy places the organism in Eukaryota, Metazoa, Arthropoda, Insecta, Hemiptera, Aphididae. The record is from the annotation of a GenBank genome assembly.
AUGUGUAAGGUAACCGGAGUGCCGUUCGUCUUAUGCACCGUAAGUAUAACUCUACGUACCUACUUACUAUGGCAUUAUACAUAAAACUAACUAAUUGUCCCUCUGCGCGCAAGCAGGUCGUGGCUACAAUGAUGAUCGCUGUUGGCCAGAUACCAGCGGCGAGCGCUUUCUUGGAGCCGUUCGCUAGUCAACUUCUUGCCAAAAAAACGUUGUUCAAACAAGCGCUGGUUCCUGUGCACAGUGCCCCGAUCCCUGCUGGACCAGCCCCACAACCAGCCGUCUUGUAUUACGUGCAAUAUGUACCACGUCCGUCACCUCCUUCUUCGACGUCGUCACCGUGCCCGCCCAGCUACCCUGCACAAGGUACGCCGUGUCCGCCGAGUCAUUAUGUCCACUUCCCGGCUCCAUCUCCGGCCCCGCCUAGCUCUCCACACAGCUAUCCAGUGUAUGGUCCACCAAGCCCACCCAGUCCACAACCCACAUACCCAGCAUAUGGUCCACCGAGCCCACCAAGUUACAGCGGUUAUGAGCCAGCGCUCGUUGUCAAACCACAACUGCCCGACGGAUGCACGCACCACAGCACCAGCCCAAGCCCACCACCGGCUGACUACUCCAAUUACAACGUACAUGGUGGACAUGGUUACGGGAGCUAUGGAAGUUACGGGAAGAAAAAAAAAUAA